GUUCGUGUAAUAACAAAGCAAAUCGUGUUUGUCCUAAAGCUCUGGCAAGGGUCUUGCGUGACACUUUGACCACAACCCACAUUUACCGUAUUGUAUCAAGGCGGACUGAGGUGGACCUGUAAAUAAUUUAUUGCACGUUCUUCAGAUACAUUACAGAUACUCAACAUCCGUCGCUACAUGCAGCAUCGUUUCUGUGAACGUGCGCGGGCCGAACUGGGAGCCCCGGGCUCAGUGGAUCCUGUUGAUCUGUGUACAUUUUUUUCAAUGCAUGAGAGGUGUCUGCGAAUAUCUUGCGUGGUAAGAAAUAGUCCUUUCAUAUCGAAGUCUGACAGAGCGGGCUAGAGUGCGUGGCAUAUGCGACUAGUCCUGUGCAGUUCUGGAAGGUGGUUCCUCUUGGGUUAUUUGAAAUUAAUUUUUACUCCGUUUGUCUCGACUGACGUCGACUGACUCUCGCUGGAAGCCCCUUUUCUUUUUAUUUGCCCCUUUCCUUCGUUUUUCUUUUAAUUCACCAGAAAGCGGUCGUGAUUUUAUAUGGCACAGAUCGGAAUUGAUGGUGGAUGUGUGCUUUUCUAUCAAUGUGCAUUGAUGUAGGAGAAAACGUGGAAGGGAUAAGAGCCCUUAUCUCAAAACCUGGUACCACUGUGGGGGAUUGCCCAAGGAUUUCAUUGAAGAAACAGUUUGCAAACUAUUCGAGGAUUUAGAUUAUAGUCUUAUUCGGGAAUUACACAUCCAAACUGGGAUCUAUGAGCGCAAAAGUGGCGAAGCCUAAAGAGGAAAAGGAUGCUGCCAAGGUCCAGGAUGACGAUGCCCCAGGUACCCAGGAGUACAUUAUGUUGCGACAGGAUUCCAUCCAGUCAGCGGAUUUAAGGAAAAAAGGGUCCCCCUUUCGCGCUAAGUGUCACGAAAUCUUCUGCUGUCCGCUGAAGCAAGUCGUCCUCAAAGAGAGCGCAGAACCCGAAGAGCCCCAGCUGAAGGGGAUAGUGACAAAGCUCUACAGUCGGCAGGGCUUCCAUCUGCAGCUGCAGGCGGAUGGAACCAUCGACGGAACGAAGGAGGAGGACAAUGGCUACACCAUGUUCAACCUCAUUCCUGUGGGGCUCCGGGUGGUGGCCAUCCAGGGCGUGCAGACUAAGCUGUAUCUGGCCAUGAACAGCGAGGGCUACUUGUACACGUCGGAGCACUUCACACCCGAGUGUAAGUUCAAGGAGUCAGUCUUCGAGAACUACUACGUGACGUACUCCUCCAUGAUCUACCGGCAGCAGCAGUCAGGCAGGGGCUGGUACCUGGGCCUGAACAAAGAGGGCGAGAUCAUGAAGGGGAACCAUGUGAAGAAGAACAAGCCGGCCGCCCACUUCCUCCCCAAGCCCCUGAAAGUGGCCAUGUACAGAGAGCCCUCGCUCCAUGACCUGACGGAGUUCUCCCGUUCCGGAAGCGGCACGCCCACCAAGAGCCGGAGUGCCUCGGCGGUGCUCAACGGCGGCAAGGCGGUGAGCCAGCACGAGUCCACGUAGCCGGGCGGCCGGGACGCGGCCUGGGCGGACUCCUACACUUACCUCCAGAUGCUCGUGAUACCUAGCAGACUCCUCUCGCCCUUGUGAAUCCUCAUUGGUACAGGACAAAAACAAGAGCACCACCACACACAAUUAGGCUUGCCCUGGUUUUUUUUUUUCUGCUACAGUUGCAAUGACAAAAAAAAGAAAGCUCAACACGACAGAGCAUCUGUAGUGUUCUGUUGGUCUUGUUCCAACCAAUUAGCUCUCCCAAGGUUUCCUUUUCUUGUGAAGCUACUCGGUUACGUCCUGGUCAUGUAGAAUAUACCUGAGCGCCUCUCCAAACAUCAGGGCAGACUGCGAGAGUGCCACCGUUCAGGGCAGUCGCGGAGAGGUGCCUGAUUCUGUGUAUCUUCUGUGCUUCUUGAGAGAUAAGCAAUUUUCCCUAGCACUGCAGUCCACGAGAGCUGCAAUCAGGCGGUACAGUAACUGCCCUGUGUUACAGUGGAUAUGUGCAGAGUUCCUCUGCUUCAGUAAAACCGAUACUCAGCUGAACUGAAAAAGCAGGGGAGACGGGCAGGGUCUCAACAGAGAGGCAGUGGCUCCACUUCGUUUGCUAAUUGUCUGAAUUAGCGGAGAGCUUUUUUUUUUUCCUUCCCCUCAUUUCCCUGUCCUGAGUGUUUGGUUUUUGUAGUUCCUCAGAACGAAAGAGGUUCCAGCACACCAAAGACAGAACUGUGAGUGUCCCUUUAAGCAGUCAGAAGCCAAUGGGAAGUGAUGGAUUGUAUUUCGUAUUGUAAAUUUAAGAUUUAAGAGGACAGGGAGAGAAUGUUAUGCACGGUAUGUGAGCAUAAAUGAUUCACUAUUGUAGGAAUUGGAUUUGCUGGUGCGAUGUUAGAAUGACGUUUUGAGAUGACUGUUAAAUGUGUCCCCUUCUGUUUUGAUCUUGUCUCUGUCUUCUAGUCUGUAACCAAUCGAGUGGUUUUUGUCAGCCCCUCCCCCACCCCCCUCCUCAUGCAACUGUUUGUAGAGAAUUGAUUUGCUGACUCUGUUCGCCAUGACAACAUGGUGGACUUCCUACCCAGGACCCUGUUUUGUGAAUGAAUAACUCUUGUGGUGACAAUUUUCUAUGAAAAAAAUAUAUACUGUGGACUUUUAGGUGGCUUAACAUUUUCUAGGAUGUCAUAUUUGUAAAAGUGAACAAAUGUAAAAAAAAAAAAAAGAAACAAAGGAAAAAAUCUUCCCUCUCUUGUACAGGGCAUGUACAAAUGAAGCUGUACAGCAAGAACCCUUUUUGUGGGCAAAGUACUCCUUCCCUUCAGCAACAUAACUUCAUACCAUACAUGCUGCGGGGAUGCUCUUGUUUAGUUUCAUUAUCAUCAUUAUUAUUUUUUUAAAGUGAACAUAUCUGUUGCAUGGGAGACAGCUGGGACUUCUGGGAUAGAGCUGCAUGAUGUAGGCUAUGUGUAUUUACCCAUGUUGGAUCAAGUGUUCCAAACUGUACCAGGAUAAAACAACAUGUACAAGCAGGCAUUCUGCCUGGUACCUUCCA
Megalops cyprinoides (Indo-Pacific tarpon) is the source of this 3042-nucleotide messenger RNA. RefSeq names its product fibroblast growth factor 13a (gene fgf13a). NCBI's taxonomy places the organism in Eukaryota, Metazoa, Chordata, Actinopteri, Elopiformes, Megalopidae. Gene Ontology annotation, cellular component: cytoplasm. The record is from RefSeq and is a predicted model, not a curated record. The transcript has 7 exons. Gene Ontology annotation, biological process: fibroblast growth factor receptor signaling pathway; animal organ morphogenesis; positive regulation of gene expression. The coding region runs from base 744 to 1511 and encodes 255 amino acids. Gene Ontology annotation, molecular function: growth factor activity; fibroblast growth factor receptor binding.